Linum tenue is the source of this 2481-nucleotide messenger RNA. The record is from the annotation of a GenBank genome assembly. NCBI's taxonomy places the organism in Eukaryota, Viridiplantae, Streptophyta, Magnoliopsida, Malpighiales, Linaceae.
GAAGAAGACAAUAUAAGAAGAGUGGAUCAUCAAUCAUAGAACCUUAAAAAAUUAACAACGGACGGAGCAAGAGACCAAAGAAAACGGGGAAAAUGGGGAACAAUAGUUGAAGUGUGGGCGCAGCCACUUGGUGUCGCCAUCAACCUUCCCACUCAGUGGGUGCGCGACUGCGUUCACAUCACUCAGUCUCAGUCAGUGCCUUACCAAAAAGCCACCGUCAACAGUCAACACCUCUCCUUUCCCUUCUCCGUCCAUUUUCUCUCCAUAAACGGAUCUUCGAUUUCUCCUCACAACCACCUUCUCGAGCUCUGUCUUUCACGCAUCCAUCCAUGGCUUCUCUCGCCAGGAACGCCGAAGCUUCCCUCUCGAAACUCCUGUCAAGGCCUUGGAACAGAGCUUCUUCUCGCCAUCAGCCGCCGGCCACCGUGUCUGCAACCUUGACGAGGAAGAAGCCCGUCGAGGAUGCGACCCUCGACCUCAAUUCGAUUGCUUCGCAAAACUUGGAUCACGCUCACGCCCGGAGGCUGGUUCGAUCCGCUUUCACUCAUCUACAGCAGCAGCUCGAUCAUCCUCUCUACAAGCUGGCUCCUCCAGGGAUUCGAACAGAAGAGGUACGCAAUGAAAUAAACUGAAUCUGAUUUCAACAGAGUGGGGAUUGUGUCAAUUCAAUUGAUGGGUUUUUUCUUUGGUUGUGUUACUGGGAUUUGGCAGUGGUAUGAGAUAAACUUUAAGGGGCAGGAAGUGUUUUGUAAGAGCUGGAUGCCAAAACCUGGAGUUCGAAUCAAAGGUUCUGUGUGUUUCUGCCAUGGUUAUGGUGAUACCUGCACCUUCUUCUUUGAAGGUAUUGCAAGCCAGAUCGCUUCUUCGGGGUAUGCUGUCUAUGCCGUGGAUCACCCAGGUUUUGGACUCUCUGAAGGAUUGCAUGGUUACAUUCAGAACUUUGAUGACUUAGUAGACAAUGCCUACGAAAUGUUUGCUAAGAUCAAAGGAAGACCUGAGGUGAGAGGUUUGCCAAGCUUCAUAUUGGGACAGUCCAUGGGUGGUGCUGUUACUAUCAAACUCCAUCUGAAGGAUCCAAGUGAAUGGGAUGGUGUCAUCCUCGUUGCCCCCAUGUGUAGAGUAAGCUCUUUCAUUUUUUUUUUAUCUAUUUGCAGUUCUUCUUCAUCUUAAAUCGGCUUCAUGAAGCAGUCUUCUUCUUUUCUAAGCAACUGAACCAAGUGAGCAAUAAUUAGAACUUACCUUUGGUUCUUGUGGCAUAUUGUAGUACAAUUAAGACUCAUGAACUUUAAGGUAAGCAACUUAGUUUGCAUCAAUUAGGCUUCUUUAGAACCAGCCCACCCGCCACAGCCCACAAGGCUAUUUAGAGUCUUCAUUUAUUUUGCAUCUUGGAAGUUAUGUGCAUGGGAUACUCGCAGUUACUAAUCAUUCAAAGUUGUGUCCUGACUACUUGUUUAACGCCUAUUACAAUCUUCUGACUUCCAUUUACUAUCACAAGCAUUCCUGUUUUAGCUGUGAACACUCUUUAUCUGAUGUACGAAGCGACAAAGUAUAACAUUAUAUUCCAAUAUUUGGACCUGAAUGUUAGUCUGACAUGGUAGAGAAAUGCAUUUACCUUGUCAUACACGUUGGCUCUGAUGUGUAUGGUCUGCAUCUUUCUUGACGGAAAAGUUCCUUGUUAUAACAUUUAAUUAUUAGCUAACCGUGAGUUGUUGCGAAGAUCUCAGAUGAACUCAAGCCUCCGGCACCAGUUUUGAAGGUACUGACCUGCAUGGCUAGCCUCCUACCCAAGGCAAAGCUUAUGCCAGAGAAUGAUUUAGCAGAGCUUGCUUUCAGGGACCCGGUGAAGCGGAAAAUGUGUGAUUACAAUGUAAUUAGUUACAGCCAUCGAAUGCGAUUGAAAACAGCUGUGGAGCUGCUCAAGGCUACUGAAGAGAUUGAGGCUCAAGUUGACCAGGUUUCGGCUCCAUUGCUGAUUCUACAUGGCGCCGCCGACAAAGUCACGGAUCCAACUGUUAGCCAGUUUCUGUACGAGAAUGCAGCCAGCGAGGACAAGACGUUGAAGCUCUAUGAAGGUGGGUUUCACUCCAUUCUUGAAGGGGAACCCGAUGAUAGGAUCUUCGCCGUGUUUGUUGAUAUCAUGACGUGACUCGAUUCCAGAUCUUCUUCAGCUUGACGAAAACAAAAGAUCCCGGUGCAUUCGAGGCAUUAGGAAUGUAAAUUUUUUUUUGUGGCCUUGUAGCUGUCUCUGCAAUUGUAAUAGAAUGUUAUUUGGAUUUUCACCAAUGUAAUCAUAAAAUGUGCUAAACAAUACUAAUCCUAAAAUUAGUUGCAGUAAUGUGAUGACGUUUGUCUUCUUGAUACAUUUGAACUUGAAAUAACAUAACAAGACUUAGACACUCAAAGUCCGACAUAUAUCACGUUUCGAUUUUGGUUGAUAAAAACAUCGACGUGAUAUGAAAUGACCGUGUGCGUCGUUGUUCC